AUGCUACGCCCUGCCGCUCAAUCUAGAGCAACCAUUAUCGACACAACUGGUUCAUUUCCUAUUUCUCUCCUAGCAAAGGUCAUCAAAUCUCGGAUCCUCGAAAAGAAAGAGGAGAGCUCUAGGCGAGAUAUAAAGACGGACGUUUAUAAAUCCACACAGCCUGAUGCAGUUGGAAAUAAGGGACUAGAAGACGAAGUGCAGAGAUGCUUAGAAAUGGUGGCUAUCAGUCGGGUGUUUGAUGUUGAAGGGCUGUGGGAGGUAUUGAGUGAAGUAGGACGAGAUGAUCGCUCAAACUUGGAUUGUGAGCAUCCACAAGAAGGAUUAGAGGCUGGCGAUGCGGUGGGAGAAGCGGGAAUUGGGGAGAACGACCUUCUGCAGAAACUCCCAAAGCCUUCGAUAGUGGGAGAGAUUGGUGAUAGUGAGGACGAAUCAACACCAGACGAAGACGAAGUAGCAAUGACUGAACAGCCUGUGCCACGCAUUCAGAAACAAGCCGCCCCGCAAAUCGGAGCCGGGGGGGCGGAAGUCGAAGGCACCGAGAUAAUCAUCGUCGACAAUAUGACCAACAUAAUUAACGAGCUUUUUGCUCGUAAGGAGAAAAGUGAAGCACAUAAUAUCCUCUCCAUUCUCUCGAACAUCAUACACAACCUCUCGUCCCAAUCCAACAUCCUUACCAUCCUCCACAACUCCACCAUCUCAUCCAAAUCCUCCUACCCUCCAGAUCUCGAUCUUCAUUCCCUCUCCAGACGCCAACUUCAGCAAUCCAACCCCUUCCUCUCCUCAGUCUUCCCAUCAAGUCCACUCAAGCCCGCCCUAGGACGGGUCUUUGACCAAUUCCCCUCCCUACACCUCCUCCUCUCCCCCAUCCCAAAGACGCGCGAAGACGCCGAGACUCUUUACGGCGGCGAUGCACACUCGCAUGUCCAGUACAGCACGAUCCUUGAGGUUCUCAAGGACGAGACGCCGAAUAUCGGGAAGCCGGAUGCGAUCGCCGGGUUUGGAGCGAGGGAGCGCCGCUGGGUGGCGCUGGUGGUUGGUGAAGAUGGACUGAGGUUCAGCAGCGCGUUUGGGAAGAAGGGCGAGGGGAGGGGCGGAUGA
Molecule: messenger RNA, 1098 nt
Organism: Amorphotheca resinae ATCC 22711
Lineage: Eukaryota; Fungi; Ascomycota; Leotiomycetes; Helotiales; Amorphothecaceae
Exons: 2
Coding region: 1-1098 (365 amino acids)
Biological process (GO): reciprocal meiotic recombination; telomere maintenance; double-strand break repair via homologous recombination
Cellular component (GO): replication fork; centrosome; Rad51B-Rad51C-Rad51D-XRCC2 complex
Molecular function (GO): single-stranded DNA binding; ATP-dependent activity, acting on DNA; four-way junction DNA binding
Source: RefSeq, a predicted model, not a curated record